Suncus etruscus (white-toothed pygmy shrew) is the source of this 4453-nucleotide messenger RNA. It is a transcript of the gene RNGTT, whose product is annotated as RNA guanylyltransferase and 5'-phosphatase. NCBI's taxonomy places the organism in Eukaryota, Metazoa, Chordata, Mammalia, Eulipotyphla, Soricidae. Gene Ontology annotation, biological process: 7-methylguanosine mRNA capping; protein dephosphorylation. The transcript has 16 exons. The record is from RefSeq and is a predicted model, not a curated record. Bases 214 to 2007 code for a protein of 597 amino acids. Gene Ontology annotation, molecular function: ATP binding; mRNA guanylyltransferase activity; protein tyrosine/serine/threonine phosphatase activity.
AGUUGAGCCUGAAUGAAAGUGGCGCGCCUCUUUUGACGUUACCCGAUUCCGAGCGGCGGGACUCGGACCCCGGCUGGGAUUUUUUUUUUUUUUUGGAGUUUGGGGGCCUCCAGUGGCCCUGCCGACCGCGAGGCGGCGGCGGCGGCGGCGGCGCUGCUGCUGCGGGCAUCGGUGGAGAAAGAGAGAGAAGCAGACUCUGCGUGGCGCCGGGACAUGGCUCACAACAAAAUCCCGCCGCGGUGGCUCAACUGUCCUCGCCGCGGCCAAACGGUGGCAGGAAGAUUCUUGCCUCUGAAGACAAUGUUAGGACCAAGAUAUGACAGUCAAGUUGCUGAAGAAAAUCGCUUCCAUCCCAGUAUGCUCUCAAAUUAUCUAAAGAGUCUGAAGGUUAAAAUGGGCUUGUUGGUGGAUCUGACAAAUACUUCAAGAUUCUAUGACAGAAAUGAUAUAGAAAAAGAAGGAAUCAAAUAUAUUAAACUUCAGUGUAAAGGACAUGGUGAAUGCCCUACUGUUGAGAAUACGGAGACAUUUAUUCGUCUGUGUGAGAGAUUUAAUGAAAGGAAUCCACCUGAACUUAUAGGUGUUCAUUGUACCCAUGGUUUCAAUCGCACUGGUUUCCUCAUAUGUGCCUUUUUGGUGGAGAAAAUGGAUUGGAGUAUUGAAGCAGCAGUUGCUACUUUUGCUCAAGCCAGACCACCAGGAAUUUAUAAGGGUGAUUAUUUGAAAGAACUCUUUCGUCGCUAUGGUGAUAUAGAGGAAGCACCACCUCCACCUCUAUUGCCAGAUUGGUGUUUUGAGGAUGAUGAAGAUGAGGAUGAGGAUGAGGAUGGAAAAAAAGAGUCAGAACCUGGGUCAAGUGCCUCCUUCAGCAAGCGGAGAAAAGAACGGUUAAAACUGGGUGCUAUUUUCUUGGAAGGUGUAACUGUUAAAGGUGUUACUCAAGUCACAACGCAACCAAAAUUAGGAGAGGUACAGCAGAAGUGUCAUCAGUUCUGUGGCUGGGAAGGGUCUGGAUUCCCUGGAGCACAGCCUGUUUCCAUGGACAAGCAAAAUAUUAAGCUUUUGGAGCAGAAUCCAUAUAAAGUAAGCUGGAAAGCAGAUGGUACUCGGUAUAUGAUGUUGAUUGAUGGCACAAAUGAAGUUUUUAUGAUUGAUAGAGAUAAUUCAGUGUUUCAUGUUUCAAAUCUGGAAUUUCCAUUUCGUAAAGAUCUCCGAAUCCAUUUAUCAAAUACUCUCUUAGAUGGGGAAAUGAUUAUUGAUAAAGUAAAUGGACAGGCUGUUCCUAGAUACUUGAUAUAUGACAUAAUUAAAUUCAACGCACAGCCAGUUGGAGAUUGUGAUUUUAAUAUUCGUCUGCAAUGUAUAGAACGAGAAAUAAUAAAUCCUCGACAUGAAAAAAUGAAGAGUGGACUCAUUGACAAAACACAGGAACCAUUUAGUGUCAGAAAUAAACCAUUUUUUGACAUUUAUACUUCAAGAAAGCUACUUGAAGGAAAUUUUGCCAAAGAAGUUAGCCAUGAAAUGGAUGGACUUAUUUUUCAGCCUAUUGGAAAAUAUAAACCUGGUCGCUGUGAUGACAUAUUAAAGUGGAAACCACCAAGUCUAAAUUCUGUGGAUUUUCGCCUAAAAAUAACAAGAAUAGGAGGAGAAGGGUUACUUCCUCAGAAUGUUGGUCUUCUCUAUGUUGGAGGUUAUGAAAACCCCUUUGCACAAAUCAAGGUGACAAAAGACCUGAAACAGUAUGACAACAAAAUUAUAGAAUGCAAAUUUGAGAAUAACAGCUGGGUCUUCAUGAGACAGAGAACAGACAAAAGUUUUCCAAAUGCCUACAACACUGCCUUGGCUGUGUGCAAUAGCAUCUCAAAUCCUGUCACCAAGGAGAUGCUGUUUGAGUUCAUCGACAGAUGUGGAGCCCCUACUCAGGGACAGAAGCGAAAGCAUCAUGUGGACCCUGACACAGAACUCAUGCCACCACCACCUCCCAAAAGACCACGCCCAUUGACCUAGUCCCACCUUCCACAUGAGCAAGAGUAAAGGAAAAAUACUGCUGCUUCAUUUCUGCAGCCAGAGAAAUUCAGAAGAGUGUGUGGCUUGAUGUUGAAACAGAUCUAAUUUUGUUUUCCAUAAAAAGAAAGUAUUGUAGCCUAUCUGUAAAUAUUUAAUGCUUUUGUUUCUUCAGUGCUACAGUACAUCAUGGACUUAAACAUUUUAUUUAUAUCUGAUAAACUCAGCCUUACCUUGAAGAGUCUGGAGUGAAAUAUCCAAAGGUUUAAAUGAGAUUGAAAUCAAUGAAAAGAGGCCUUGUUUAUAUAUGGAGAACUUUCACCUUUAAUUUAUAAAGUUAGCAGUCUGCAACUCUGAGAACAUAGAACUCUGCAUUUUUUUUAGCAGUUUUGUUUCAACUAUGGUGAAUUUUCCUUUUAAAAAUUUAGGCAGUGGUAGUAAACAUUCUUGUUCUCAUUUAUCAUGGAUUUCCUAUAUCUCUAAGAUUCUUGUAUUAAAAAAGUAAUAACAAGGUUGUUAAGUAUUGAACUUUAUCAAACAACUUGCUCUAUCAUUUUAGAAGUAGUUUUUAUUAAGGUGGAAAUGUUAGAAAAGUAAAGCUGCAUUUUUGUGAUGUCAUUCUUUCUGAAGGAAAUUUGAGUAUUUUCAUUUAUUAUUGUUUGUAUGAAGUAAAAUACCAGCUUUUUAAGGUGUCCAUUACAACAGUGGUUUUGAGUUAUCACAUUGAACUUAUAUCUAUACCCCCAGGUCCUCUGAAUGGUGUUCUCCUGAGAAACUUUUUAUUUAAUGCCAGGGCUGUCUCUGCCUCAGUGGGAUCAGCCCAUUGUAAAUCACAUUAGAACACAUGAUUCGCUGUGAUUAUGGGAGUGAUAUUAAAUGCAAAUGAUGUUGUCUCAGUACCCAUACACAAAGCUGCACAGGCAAUGCCUGCUGACUGACUACUUUGAUUGGAAGGUAACAUCAGUGGAAUAGACUAUUGUCAUGGAAAAGUACUCUCCCUGCCAGAUAUAUGCAGAGGCAGAGAGUAGGCAUCUGUUGGACUAUCAUGGAAACCAAGACAUGUAUUUUCAAAGCCAGAAUCUGUGUUCUAUUCUGGGAGUGCUAUUUCUGCUCAAAAUCUUGACUUGUAAUAUUUACUGAUAGAUAAUGGAUAUGAAGAGCAAGAUAAUUGGUCAUCUGCCCAUUCUUGAGAAACUGUGUUAUGAUUGGUUUGUGAAGGAGCUUUGAGAAUUAGCCAAAUAGAGGCUAAUUUAUUUAUUUUUAGAAAUACAGGUUUUAAAUAUAUAUGUAUUUAAAACAAAUUUUCAUGUUCCAAAUUUUAUAUAUGUAUCUGCACAUGUGGCUAUGUCCAGCAAUGUAUAUUCUUCUAUAUACAGACCUGAAAAUCCAAACAAGUGACCUAGUAGACUAAAAAUCUGAUAAUCUUUCUAUAUGUUAUAGCACAGACUAACAAAAAAUGUAUUUAUAUUCACCUGAGUUUUAUGUUUUGUAACAGUUUUCACCUGCAAUCCUUUUCUAUAUGAAAUAAUAGUCAUGCUUGGGUUUUUUUCCUUCGUUGUCCUCCAAGUCAUGAACUUAGUGUGAAUUUACCUAAAAGGCCGUUUUAAUAUUUCUUUCUUAGAAUGCUUUUGUUCAUUUGGGUGCUAAAUGAAUUAAAAUACUGAAAGUCACAGUAACAGUGAAAAGCUGGAGAGGUCUCAUGAUUCCAUGCAUAGUAUCUUGUGCAAAGUGGAUCUUAAAAAAAUGCCUCUGUGGCUCUGGUGAUUCCCAGGAUUCGUGGCUCCUUUCAUGUGGUGCACUACUUUCUGUGGAGCCUGUGUAAGGCACAAAGAGGCCUUUGCAGAUAUAAGAACAAGCAUUUGCCAGUGAUCUUUAAUGGAGUUAAAAUGUUUAUGGUAAUUUUAACCUUUUAAAUGAGUUAUGUGAAAAGAGCAUCUCAUUUUUAAUAUACUCAUAUAUUUUUCUUUGCCUUUGUGAAUUUUAACAGGACUUAAUUUUCUUAAUUUAUUUUUUGCUUUCAAUUACAGUGAAGUAUAAUAAUUGGCCUUCUAAGCUGUCCCCAUUCAGCUCCUGAGCACACAACCAUUUGCAGGAUUAUAAAAAGUUACAUCUAGAAAAGUGUGAGGUAGGAUAGGGGGAGAAAUAAGUGGCAGGAUCCAGGACCUUCAUCAAGGAAAUAAUUCUCUGCCAGUAUUAUAGUAACUAUUUUCUGACACUGAAGUUUUAUAGACAAAAAUAAGUAACUUUGCUUUUCUGAGUUAACACAUAUAAAAGCUUUUGCUUUGUGUUUGGAAAAGAUAUGAAUGACUUGACUGCUAAUGGUUAUGUUUGCUUUCUGAGAAAUGCACAGAAAACGCCAGGACAUUCCUUCUCUAAUUGUGUGUCAGUGUAUAUUGUAAUAAAACUACUGAUUAAAAAAAAUCACAGGAAGUGGAUCUAUUUUAGUUUA